AUGUCCUCAGAGAAAUACAGGAAAAGAGAAAGGAAGUUUAGAGAGGAUAGGAUAUCACUGCACCAGACCUGCCUCAAGAGUCUUCAGCAACGGAGAGACGUUUCCCCGUCGUCCCGAAAAAGGCCAGCUACCCCGACAGCAAGGACACGACCUCCAGCCAGUCACAACCUCCAGCCAGUCACAACCUCCAGCCAGUCACAACCUCCAGCCAGUCACAACCUCCAGCCAGUCACAACCUCCAGCCAGUCACAACCUCCAGCCAGUCACAACCUCCAGCCAGUCACAACCUCCAGCCAGUCACAACCUCCAGCCAGUCACAACCUCCAGCCAGUCACAACCUCCAGCCAGUCACAACCUCCAGCCAGUCACAACCUCCAACCAGUCACAACCUCCAACCAGUCACAACCUCCAGCCAGUCACAACCUCCAGCCAGUCACAACCUCCAGCCAGUCACAACCUCCAACCAGUCACAACCUCCAACCAGUCACAACCUCCAACCAGUCACAACCUCCAGCCAGUCACAACCUCCAGCCAGUCACAACCUCCAGCCAGUCACAACCUCCAGCCAGUCACAACCUCCAGCCAGUCACAACCUCCAGCCAGUCACAACCUCCAGCCAGUCACAACCUCCAGCCAGUCACAACCUCCAACCAGUCACAACCUCCAACCAGUCACAACCUCCAGCCAGUCACAACCUCCAGCCAGUCACAACCUCCAGCCAGUCACAACCUCCAACCAGUCACAACCUCCAACCAGUCACAACCUCCAACCAGUCACAACCUCCAGCCAGUCACAACCUCCAGCCAGUCACAACCUCCAGCCACUCACAACCUCCAGCCAGUCACAACCUCCAGCCAGUCACAACCUCCAGCCAGUCACAACCUCCAGCCAGUCACAACCUCCAGCCAGUCACAACCUCCAGCCACUCACAACCUCCAGCCACUCACAACCUCCAGCCAGUCACAACCUCCAGCCAGUCACAACCUCCAGCCAGUCACAACCUCCAGCCAGUCACAACCUCCAGCCAGCCACAACCUCCAGCUACUUAACUCUCAACCCAAACGAGCGAUCGCCGACUAA
Molecule: messenger RNA, 1080 nt
Organism: Penaeus indicus
Lineage: Eukaryota; Metazoa; Arthropoda; Malacostraca; Decapoda; Penaeidae
Product: mucin-2-like
Exons: 2
Coding region: 1-1080 (359 amino acids)
Source: RefSeq, a predicted model, not a curated record